UCAAGCGAUUUCCAUAUUCACAUUUGAACCUUUCAAUCUCAACUAUUGCAAAUCCAAAGGAUUGCCAAUACUCUCUUGCUUUACUAUGUAUUAUACCAAUAGUUCAACCGUGUCGAAGCCUCAGAAAUGGGACCCAAAGGAGGUGCUUGGACUUGCUUACGAUUCCUAUUGCAUUGGCUGGGCAACUACACGCGGCCGACAAUGUCAACGAUAUAUUGCCAGGCAUAAGUCCAGCCAUGGGCAAUGCAUUCUUGAUAAGUUGGCGUGUGAAAACGCCUCAAAGGCCGCAGAAUCUCCCGACCUUCCCGAGGCGCUAGAUAUAAUGUUAUGUUGGCAACACACCGGCCAAUCAUCCGGCAUUUUAAAGAAGUGGAAAUAUAAGCUCGAAAACUACGCCCCAGAUUUUGAUGAUUAUUCGAAUGAUGAUUCAGAUGAUGAGUCGUCUGCUCUGUGGAGCGAGUCUGGGCUUGACGACUGGAGACCAAAGAAACUCUAUACCAAAAAGGAACCAACAAGCGACCCUUCGAUCGAGGAGUUGAGAAAAAUGAUGAAGCAGAUGCAGGAUAAUCUUGCUCGCCUAGAGUCAGAAUUGCGGCGAAGAGGUAAACACGAUAUCAAGCAAGAUCACGCGAAAAUGGAAGCUGAAGAGCGCCAGAAGCGAGAAGCGAGACGAAAGGAAGAAGAGAGAAUACGUCAAGAACAAGCGAGACGGCAGGAAGAGGAGCAGAAACGCCAAGAAGAAGAACGUAGACGCCGAGAAGAAGAGGAACGUAUACGGAAAGAGGAGGAACAGAGACGAGCAGAGAAAGCUCGUGAAGAUGCGUUCCGCGAACGAGUACGUCUUGCAAAGAAAAGAAGAGAGGAAGAAGCACGAAUGAAGGCGGAGAAGGAAGCAGCUGAGUGGAAGGCGACUUGGCAACGCUAUUCCAACGCAUGGGACAAGAACGACAGAGCUACAAUAUUGACUAUACCUUGGCCAGUAAAAUCAGGGUUACAAAUAGACGUUACUGAAGCUAACGUGAGGUUAUUCUUUGCGAAGGCGCCACCAGCAGAUUUCGUAGACUCUGGCGAAAAACGAUUCAAGUUCAUCAACGCCGAAAACAAGAGAUGGCACACCGACAAGGUGAUACAACGGUUUGGCCGUGAGUUGGUGGAAGGUGACGCAAAGACUACGUUGGAUAUCAUCGCAAAGGUGGUUAUCGAACUGAGACAAGAAGCGCAGAGGGAGAGGUAAGUAGGGAGCGAAGCCUUAGAGCUAUGUCAUUUUCAUUGCGGAGAUACCCUUGUUCACAGGUUGUUCAAUUUCAAUAAUUAUAUUGAUUUUAUUUUUGUAUAUUGCUGGGUGGUGGCUUGAGAUGGUCGGUGCACUUUGAUUAUCUUGUACUUUUACAGAUACGAGUCUACGAAACUCUGAAGAAAUUGAAUAUCCAUGGAUAUUACGAAGCCCGUUUUGAUGUUGGAUGUACGAUUCAUAUUUGCCGGACUAGGAGUACCUAGUGAUCCUUCAUAGGCUAAAGGCCGUAUGGCUUAAGGUCUAAGGGACUGAAUUGACAAACUUCAUGAAUAUCAUCGAAUGAGAGUCUUAUUUCGACCAAGCCAAACGAUAUUAGAACAAAUUUUAAUUAAAGUAUCUCAUUGACA
This is a messenger RNA of Hypoxylon trugodes, 1641 nucleotides long. RefSeq lists its product as uncharacterized. The record is from RefSeq and is a predicted model, not a curated record. The transcript has a single exon. Bases 86 to 1234 code for a protein of 382 amino acids. Lineage: Eukaryota; Fungi; Ascomycota; Sordariomycetes; Xylariales; Hypoxylaceae.